Messenger RNA from Hibiscus syriacus, 1479 nucleotides. RefSeq names its product probable aminotransferase TAT2. Gene Ontology annotation, biological process: amino acid metabolic process; biosynthetic process. NCBI's taxonomy places the organism in Eukaryota, Viridiplantae, Streptophyta, Magnoliopsida, Malvales, Malvaceae. The coding region runs from base 149 to 1435 and encodes 428 amino acids. The record is from RefSeq and is a predicted model, not a curated record. The transcript is spliced from 7 exons. Gene Ontology annotation, molecular function: pyridoxal phosphate binding; transaminase activity.
AAUCUUCUUCUUCAAAACUCGCGUCUCUCCCUCUCUCUUCUUUUAGGCGUCUUUGGCUCUCUUCGCAAACUCUCAGUUCAUCAAAGAAUAAACAAAGCCAAAUCGUUGAAAAAGAAGAAGAAAGGGUGUUUUUUUAGAAUUGAAAAGCAUGGAGAACGGAACAGUGAACCAUGAAAUGGGAACAGCUUCAACAAUUACAAUCAAAGGCAUACUGAGUCUGUUAAUGCAAUACGUUGAUGGAAACAAUAGCAAGGGGUUGAUUUCUCUGGGAAUGGGUGACCCAACUGUUUAUUCUUGCUUCCACACAACUCAUGUUGCUGGAGAAGCUGUUGUUGAAGCUCUGCAAUCUCAUAAGUUCAAUGGCUAUUCACCCACUGCUGGCCUUCCCCAAACCAGAAGGGCAAUUGCAGAAUAUCUCUCAUGUGAUCUUCCCUACAAACUAUCAUCUGAUGAUGUUUUCAUCACAUCCGGUUGCACUCAAGCUAUUGACGUUGCGUUGGCGAUGCUUGCUCGACCGGGUGCAAACAUCUUGAUUCCGAGGCCGGGCUUCCCAAUCUAUGAACUCUGUGCUACCUUCAGACGUAUUGAAGUUCGGUAUUUCGAUCUUCUCCCCGAGAAAGGCUGGGAAGUUGAUCUUGAUUUGGUUGAAGCACUAGCAGAUCAGAAUACGGUCGGUCUCGUAAUCAUAAACCCCGGUAAUCCUUGUGGCAACGUUUACUCCUAUCAACACUUGAAAAAGAUAGCAGAAACUGCAGAGAAGCUUAAGAUUCCGCUUAUUGCUGAUGAAGUCUACGGGCACCUUGUUUUUGGGGAUAACCCAUUUGUACCAAUGGGAGUCUUCGGAUCAAUUGUUCCGGUCCUAACUCUAGGAUCUCUAUCGAAGAGAUGGAUCGUGCCCGGAUGGCGACUCGGUUGGUUCGUCAUAAAUGAACCCUCUGGCAUGUUUAAGAAUCCUAAGAUUAUCGAGCGUAUCGAGAAGUAUUUCGAUAUUUUAGGAGGACCUGCAACUUUUAUUCAGGCGGCAGUUCCCCGUAUCAUCGAGCAAACCGACGAGGGUUUCUUCCAGAAAACCAUAAACACACUGAAGCAGACAUCGGAUAUUUGUUGGGAUCUGAUAAAGGACAUCCCUUGUAUUACUUGUCCCCAUAAGCCUCAGGGGUCAAUGUCUGUGAUGAUUAAACUAAAUGUUUCCGGUCUGCAAGAUAUCGGCGACGACAUCGACUUCUGUUUCAGGCUGGCCAAAGAAGAAUCCGUCAUCAUUCUUCCUGGUACUGCAGUGGGGUUAAAGAAUUGGAUUCGAAUCACUUUUGCUGCAGAUCCACACUUUGUGAAAGAAGCAUUGGGGAGGUUAAAAUCUUUCUGCAAGAGGCACGGCAAGCUGAUGCUUCAUACAGUAUACCGGCAACCAUCAAUUAAUGCUGCUGCCACUUCUUAGAUGCACGUUCAUUUAUUGUGAACAAUACUUAAAAUAGAUGUCAG